This is a messenger RNA of Diplodia corticola, 3042 nucleotides long. RefSeq names its product ubiquitin conjugating enzyme. The transcript has 4 exons. The record is from RefSeq and is a predicted model, not a curated record. The coding region runs from base 1 to 3042 and encodes 1013 amino acids. NCBI's taxonomy places the organism in Eukaryota, Fungi, Ascomycota, Dothideomycetes, Botryosphaeriales, Botryosphaeriaceae.
AUGCCGGCUCACACGGUAAACCACGUUGCGCGCCCAACACGCGACGCAGCCAUGGCUGAGAAGAGACAGAUCUGCGUCGAGGACACCGUCCACCUAAAGGCCAAGCAGUGGCUGAUCGGAGUAGUUGAUGUGAGUUCCCAGUCCCCGGCAGCCGCCCGCGUGCCGUCACGGCGGCUUACUGACAGCGACCAGAGAACAAACCACGAUGUGGACACACACGAGCCCGACCCCCAGCGCGACUACAACCUUCAAAUCGUAAAGCACCGCUCCAUACCUUCAGGGAAAUUCGACGCGUUUCUGCGAAAUGGAAUUCCUCCGCGCCGGACAGUGCUUGUAUCAUGGCAAACGGAUUUUACGACCGAACUUGUUCCGGAAGAAGAGCUGGAACUUGUGGACAGGAACUUCUUUGUGGGAGACGUGGUGAAGCGGGACGCGAACAGCCCCAUGAGCGGCACGGUUAUCGGGACGAAGCUUGCGGUCACCAUAGCGCCCAUUCGCAUGUGGCCAGAAACCGACGCCAUCCGCGCUCACAGUUACGAGAAACUCAUUGGCGAUGAUACUACCCACGCUCCCCGGUCCUUGAUCCCCGCCGAAGAACUCGAAACCAUUCGGCAAUAUCCGGAGGGAGCGCUCAUUAUCUACGACAACUGGGUUGGCAGGAUAGACGACGCGUAUGACGAGAUCGCGCUCCGCCUUAGCAACGGCACUGUUGUGGUGCCCGAAAAUAGCGAUGAACUUACCCCGGUAGAUCCAAGGCUGGAGAGACAUGAAGUCGGCGAUUACGUGAAGACCAAGAAGGGAAACUUGCGCAGGGGCCGGUGGAUUUUUGGGGCAUUCAAUCCCAACGUUGAACCGGGCGGCGUCGUCAUCGACGUGCGGACCACGUCUGUCACUGUUCAGUGGCUCAGCCGGCGACUAGGCGGCCCCCUGGCCAUGCCCGGCUCCUACCCAUCAGAGCCCCCGAUUGAGCUAGGCCUGGACGAGCUCGAGAGCGGAAAAGUGGUCAUCUACGACAACAUGAAAAAGCCGUCGGCGCCAAAUCCCGCUUCAUCGACUACUGUCGCUAUCAGAGCAUCGCCUGAACUCACCCCCGGCCAACGGGUCCGAUUCAAGGAUCUCGCCGGUGCCUGUGUAAAGUACGCACCGUAUGUCAAGAAGAGACCGAGAGUAGAGACGCUGGGCUACGACACCAACAUUUACACCGUACAGACCACCAAGACGACAGUCAUCACUCAAUGGCAAGAUCUGUCCAUCACGGAAGACGAGUCUAUCGGGCUGCUCCCGGACCCUAACGUGGAUGACGAGGAUGAGGUUUGGCCCGGAGAAGUUGUUUGCACCAAUGAAAGAAAACCGAAAGAGGCUGCAACCGGUGGCUCGGACGAGCAAGGAGAGUGGUACAUAGAACCUGCCAGGGUCGGUGUGGUCCAGGCCGUGGAGGGCAAGGACCGCAUGGCAAUGGUCAAGUGGUUCCCGGAUGCAACGAUCAAGUUCGUGGAGAACGAUCUUCUCCCCGGAUCCAAAACUGGUAUUGCGUCGGGCCAAGAAGAGAAGGUUAGCCUGUACGACAUACGUACAACGGCAUCUCUGAACCGGAGGCGAGGUGACUACGUCAUCGCUGUCGAGAGCUCAUUAGCAGGAGAGCUAAAUCUAUCGGACGACAUCGACUGGUUCGGAGAGGUUGUCGAUCUGGGCCUUGAUGGGCAACUCACUGUGCGACUCGGUGCUGCAAAUCCAGUGCGAGACAUCAAAGUCCCGAGUGAGGGAGUCAUUCUUGCGUACAGCGCAGAUCUCGAUCCUGAUAACAUCCCUCAUGAUCAUCUAGGAGACAGCAUGUCCGAGGACGAGGCGUACGAUGAUGAUGAUAUGGAUGACGAGAGCAUACUCGAUGACGCAGAUAACUACCUCAAUAUGUGGUAUGAAUACACUGACCCGGACGGCCGAAGGAUCAGAGUCGAGGACGACAACGACGACGAGGAGGGAUGGGCAACUGAGGACGAGGAUGAGAUUGAUCAAUCCUCGGCAGAGGACAACGACGUGUCCAUGGAGGAUGCAGCAGCGGUUGAUACUUCGAAAACAACUCCCGAAGCGCAGCUAUCAGCUCAUGCGAUUGAAGGGACUGCUUCAAGUAAACAAGAGCAGUCGGCCGCUGCGACUGACGGUGCAUCUGACAACAAGACUUCGGAGCCGUUCUCAUUUUCCAAUUACCCAGACGCGCCUGCAGCGUUUGAGAUCUUGGAAGAUGCACCGCCGCAAGACCAUCACUUCAUCAGAGCUACCCAGGGUGAGCCAACGCAGCAACGGCUUCGCCGGAUCCAGAAGGAACACAAGAUUCUCGGGUCGUCCCUCCCACCUGGCAUUUUGGUUCGGACGUGGGAGUCUAGAAUGGACCUCUUGCGUGUCUUGAUUGUAGGACCGGAAGACACUCCGUACGAGUAUGCGCCAUUCCUAGUGGAUUUCCAUCUUGGCCCAAACUUUCCUUCAUCACCCCCCGAAGCGUUCUUCCACAGCUGGACGGGUGGAAUGGGACCGGUGAACCCUAACUUGUACGAGGAUGGCAAGAUCUGCUUGAGUCUACUAGGCACGUGGCACGCGGAUGAAAGGAACGAGAACUGGAGUCAGGCAAAGAGCACGAUUCUGCAAGUGCUGGUUUCGUUGAUGGGCCUGGUCCUCGUCAGAGAGCCCUACUACAAUGAAGCUGGAUACGAAGUGCGCCAAGGCACCGAGGAAACGAGCCUGUCAUCGGCAUUGUAUUCAGAGAAGGCGUAUUUCCGUGCACGCGGAUUCAUCAUGCACGGCCUCACACAUCUCCCAGCACCGUUUGAAGAAGAUGUGCAAUGGCUCUACCGUAAGGAAAAUGGCCCAAAGCUGUUGGAGAAGGCAAUUGAAGCCGCGAAGGGCAUCAUUGGGAGGAGUGAGGGGGGCAGUGGAGGGAAACGGGAUGGGCUGAGGAACAUCAGUGCUGGAGCCAUCAUCCCUCUGAAGCGCCAGCUGGCAGGAUUGGAGAGGUUGCAGCAAAGCGACGAGCAGCAGGCGAAGCCCUGA